This is a messenger RNA of Acaulospora colombiana, 390 nucleotides long. Lineage: Eukaryota; Fungi; Glomeromycota; Glomeromycetes; Diversisporales; Acaulosporaceae. The record is from the annotation of a GenBank genome assembly.
AUGGCGUCACUCAAAUGGUUCGUAGCAAAUGAGGUGUCAAUUAUCGACGAAAUUGUCAAAUCUCGAAUCCCAUUCUCUUUAGUCGAACCCGUGUUGCGAGAUACUUUGCGUGGAACUGACGCACUAUAUCUGGCGAUAUACCAUUACAUCGUUCAAUAUGGAAUUUGUGCCAGGUACAACGAAUUGGAGACACGUCAAGCUGUUAGAAUUACUAUGCACUAUCUAUGGAGGAAUUUUACACCUGAUCAAAGAAGGGCUUAUAUUGACCUUUCCAACAGGUUAAGUGGUCAUAAUAGAAGAAACGAAGGCCUCCUCCAUUCUCGCCGCGUAAGACGUGGGGGUGGAAACGCGGUCAGAGUUGAUGGCGUUGAGGGGGUUGGCCGUAUUUAA